This is a messenger RNA of Oncorhynchus masou masou (cherry salmon), 4977 nucleotides long. Its product is annotated as squamous cell carcinoma antigen recognized by T-cells 3-like. NCBI's taxonomy places the organism in Eukaryota, Metazoa, Chordata, Actinopteri, Salmoniformes, Salmonidae. The record is from RefSeq and is a predicted model, not a curated record. Gene Ontology annotation, biological process: RNA processing. Bases 277 to 3162 code for a protein of 961 amino acids. The transcript has 19 exons. Gene Ontology annotation, molecular function: protein binding; RNA binding.
CCAUUAAAAUUGCCCUACAGGAGUCCCUCUUAAUUGCUGGGAUAUUCGGUAUCCGCUCUUUUCAGGAGGAAUCUUAGCAAAUGCAAUAUAUGGUGGUUAUAGCUGUUAUUGUCCAAGUAAUAUUAAUAGAUAGUUAUUUGGUUGUGUUCUUGCCAUGUAGGUAACAUAUUACUUGACGUUUCGAAUUUAGCAUAGUAGAAUCAGGGGGCGGGUUUGCCUGCCAGGCUCUACCUUGGACAGCUCUCACUGCUGUUACCAGGCAGACAUAGUUCCAAUAUGGCAGCAACGGGGAACGCAGAAGAGACGCAGUUGCAAGAGAUGGAGGAAGAGGCAGGGAUGGAGAGAGAAAUGGAUUCAGAUGAAGAGGAGGGUAUGGGAAUCGAAAAUUCCGACGAUGAAGAAGACGAUUCGUCAGAAGAUGAUAAAGAGAAUGAAGCCGAAAUUCAGCGUUUGGAGGAGCAGCUGUCCAUCAAUGCUUUUGACUACAACUGUCAUGUGGACCUCAUAAAACUCCUGAGGCAGGAGGGGGAACUGCCUCCACUGCGUAAGGCAAGGCAGAAGAUGAGUGAGCUCUUUCCACUGACUGAAGAGAUAUGGCUGGACUGGCUCAAGGAUGAGAUCCGCCUAACCGAGGAGGAGCAGAACCGGGAGAAAGUCUACGAGCUCUUUGAGAUGGCUGUGAAAGAUUAUAUCUGCCCUGAAAUCUGGCUGGAGUAUGCCCAGUACUCUAUUGGGGGCAUGGGACUGCCUGGUGGGAUGGAGAAGGUGAGGUCCAUCUUCGAGAGAGCCCUGACAGCCGUGGGGCUGCACAUGACCAAGGGGGCGACUCUGUGGGAGGCUUACAGGGAGUUUGAGAACGUCAUACUGGCAACUGUUCAGCCUCCCCCUGGCAUCGUCCCCACCUGCGAGCAGCAGGAGCUUCUGAACGCUCAGCUCGAACGCAUCCACACUCUUUUCCGCCGCCAGCUGGCCAUCCCCUUAAUGGACAUGGAAGGAACAUAUGCAGAGUAUGAGGAGUGGUCUGACCAGGGGGUGUCUGAUACAGUCUCCCAGAAGUACAAGAGGGCCCUGCAACAGAUGGAGAAGAGCAAGCCUUAUGAGGAGACUUUGAUGGCAGCCGAGCCACCCAAGCUAGCAGAAUAUCAGACCUAUAUUGACUAUGAGCAAAAGGAGGGUGACCCGGCACGGAUCCAGAUCAUCUUUGAGCGGGCACUGGCAGAGAACUGCCUGGUACCGGACAUGUGGGCCAAGUACACCAAGUACCUGGAUCGUCAACUAAAAAUCAAAGACCUGGUCCUGUCCUCUCACGACCGUGCGGUCAGGAACUGCCCCUGGACCAUGGGCCUGUGGAAGAACUACCUGCUUGCCCUGGAGAGGCAUGGGGCUGACCACCACACUAUCUCAGACGUUUUUGAAAAGGCCUUGAAUGCCGGAUUCAUACAAGCUACAGAUUAUGUUAAUAUCUGGGAAGCGUACCUCGAUUACCUGAGGCGGCGUGUCGAUUUCAGCAAAGGUGAAAGCACCUUAACAUUGGAGUCGAGCAGAGAGCUGGAGGAGCUGCGGGCAGCCUUCACCCGUUCUCUAGACUAUAUGAAACAGGACGUGGAAGAGAGAUUUAGUGAAAGUGGAGACCCUUCCUGUACCAUCAUGCAGGUCUGGGCAAAGAUAGAGGCCCUGCAUUGUAAGAACAUUCAGAAAGCUAGAGAACUGUGGGACAGCAUCAUGACAAAAGGGAAUGCCAAAUUCGCCAACAUGUGGCUGGAGUACUAUAACCUGGAGAGGUCGUACGGAGAUGCUCUUCACUGCAGGAAAGCCCUCCACAGGGCCGUCCAGUGUACCUCCGACUACCCUGAGCAUGUGUGCGAGGUCCUGCUCACCUUUGAGAGGGUUGAGGGGUCUCUGGAGGACUGGGAUGCAGCGGUGCAGAAGACUGAGACGAGGCUGAACAGAGUAAACGAGCAGAGGGCCAAGUCCCUCUCUCAGGUGGCAGAGAAAGAGGCUCAUCUGGUCCGACAGGAGGAGGAGAAGACUGAACAGCGGCGGAGGGCCAAGGCAGACAAGAAGAACCAAAAGAAGGGACAGAAAGGCAGCAGGCCUGGAGAGAAGAGGAAGGCAGAGGAUGAGGAUAACGAGAAUGAGUGGGGGGAGACAUCGGAGCAACCUCCAAAGAGGCACCGAGGGGAGGGCAACCAGGGCAGCUUCAGGGGAGGAGGUGCUGAGGAGUACAUGGAGACAGAAAGUGGACUAUUUGGGAGGAGAGCCCCCCCUUGCCGUAGACAGGAACCCCCUGGUGCUAAGAGGGGCCAACAGAUGGCACCAGCCACCGUACGGAAGACCCAGGAAGACAACCCCGAACAACGCAAGGAUGACUGCAGUGUGUUUAUCAGCAACCUGGCCUUCAGCAUGGAGGAUCCAGAGAAGAGACUGAAGGAGUUGUUUGAGCCCUGUGGUCCUGUCCAGUCGGUGCGCCCCGUCUAUGCUGCCAAGGGCUUCAGAGGGUACUGCUACGUACAGUUUGAGGGCAAGACGUCCGUGCCCGAGGCCCUGAAGAUGGACCGGCGUGAGGUCGAUGGCAGGCCAAUGUUCGUAUCGCCUUGUGUGGAUAAAAACAAGAACCCUGAUUUUAAGGUGUUUAAGUACAACACAAACCUAGAGAAACACAAGAUCUUUAUUUCGGGCCUGCCCUUUUCCUGCACCAGGGAGCAGCUGGAGGAGCUGUGCAAGGAUCAAGGCACCAUCAAGGACAUCCGCCUGGUCACCAACCGCUCAGGCAAACCCAAGGGUCUGGCGUACGUGGAGUUUGAAGAUGAGGCUCAGGCUUCCCAGGCCGUGCUGAAGUUGGAUGGCACGGUACUACAGGAACACACACUCUCUGUUGCCAUUAGCAACCCACCUCGCAGAAAUGCAGCCGACAAGCCUGACUUCAGCAGGCCCAUGGGAGCCAUGAUGCCCCGGGCUAUGGUCUAUGGAUCGAGGGGAAAAGGGCGAACCCAACUCUCACUAAUCCCUCGUUCCCUACAUCGGCAGACUGGAUCAGAAAGUAAAGCAGAAAAUGGGACUGCACCUAAACCCACAGGGGGUGCAUCCGGAGACGCUGGGUUUGAAGCACAGGCCAAGCCCAUGUCCAAUUCAGACUUUGCCAAAAUGCUUCUCAGAAAGUGAAAAUUAUGGAAAAACAAAUGACUGCCUUUUGUAUGGAAAGCCAUCUUGGGUCCUUGAGAAGAAAUGGCAGAUCUUGUGCUGUUUGACUCCCCUUUAUUCACUCCCAUGGGCUCAUUCUCCUUGUCACUUUUUGUGAGAAAGCCUUAAUCUCCCUCCCUCCUUCGACUGGCCCCAAACUCCAUAUUACCAUUCUUUUGAACAAUGUUUGAUUGAUAUUCCUUUUGAACAAUGAUUAAUUCAUAUUCCUUUUGAAAAAGUGUGAGCGACCAAUUUCGGCUUGCUUUUUUUAGAUUGGAAAAGGUGUUUUUAUAGAAGACGUGUAAAUAUUUUUUUUCUGAAUUGUUAACUGCUAAAACAACCCAGCUUGUGAAUUAUGUUUCUUGUUGUUUUUAAAAAGUAUAUGCAAGAGCUUGACAUUUGAGAUGUGUUAUAGAUGAUGUAUUACAAUAAUGAAAAUAAUUUCCCCCCAUUUGUGUUUAAGUUUCACAUAUUUUGAAUAUUCUAUCGAAUCCUGGUGUAAUUUCAUGUUUAUCCAAGCAGGCAGAAAUACAGCCGGUAUGAUGUGUUUUGCAUCAGAUGCACAAAAGCAAUAUAACAUUUAGAAUGGGUGAAUCUUUCCUCUAAGGUAUCUUCAAUGUCAACAUGCCACUAAAAUCUUUUGCGUCCCUUACAGGGCAGCUAACAUGCAACGAUAUUUGUUCCCAAACAGUGAAAGACUAAUGCUUCGCUUUACAGAAUAUUACCUUAAAUGGCAGUUGUACAAAUAAUUUAUUUGCAGAUGUACUAAUUCCUUACUGUUAAAAUCCUUUAUCCUUCAUCUAUAGCUGUUAAAAGGUUUAUUGCUGGCACUAUAAUUUAACAGGUAGUCGUGUGCAUGUCAUUAACCCAGCGCCCCAUUAUGUUAUCUUACCUGAAAUGAUUGGAGGACAUUUUUGUUGUACGUCAUAUUUUCCUUAGAUUGUUUCCAAUUUACUUCCAGGUAAGUUAGUUUAUUAAAUACCUUAACCAUCUGUGGAAGUCUUGAGAUGGGUAGGGAAUGAAGAACUGACAGUUUGGAGAAGCUGUCAUCCUAGUAUUGUAAUGAGUACUGUCCACAAGUGAAUCAACUGUUGUUGGGAGAAGAAUCUAUGCAGCUGUUUGAUUGCAAGAGCCCUCCAUCAAAUCUGCCCUACAAUAUAUGUUCAGUAUGUGAUAACAUCAUGGGAAUGCAGGUUUAUACUUAAUUCAGAACUGUCUCCUUUUCCUUUCAAAUCAAUCCUGUUUGGAUGAGUGGGGAAUGUCAAAUGUGUGUUCAGACUCCGUGGUUGACCAUAGUUUUGUAAUACAUUUGUUUUGAGAAUUAUUAGCUAUAUCUAUCAAUGUUCUAUCACCACAGUGGCCUAAUCCAGGGUUUCCCAAACUUCAUUCUGCCCCCCCCCCCACAUUUGUUUUCUCUCUAGAACUACACAAGAUUCAAUAACCGACUCAAGCUUUGAAUCAGCUGUAUAGUGCUAGGGGGAAAACAAAAUGUGCACCCAGGGGGGCCCCAGGACCGGGUUUGGGAAACCCUGGCCUAAUCUAGUUAGAGACUACAAAUGUUUGAUCUUUAGAAGUGGCUUUGUUUUGUCCAAUACAAAAAUAUGGGGUGUGUGGUCAUUUAUUAGAACAAAUGUAAACUAGUGUUUUUUUUAAACUAAAUUAUCAAUGCAACUUUCUGAGAUUGUACGUGGUCUAUUUUUCUGUGAUUUUAUUUACUACUUAUUUGGAUGUUGUAAAAUUGCCAUCUUGUGGUUUGUUGCUGUUUUGGCCUAAAGUUUAUUAAAACAAUUCAAAUAA